Messenger RNA from Macrosteles quadrilineatus (aster leafhopper), 3376 nucleotides. RefSeq names its product helicase POLQ-like (gene mus301). Gene Ontology annotation, molecular function: ATP binding; nucleic acid binding. The transcript has 16 exons. The coding region runs from base 163 to 3285 and encodes 1040 amino acids. The record is from RefSeq and is a predicted model, not a curated record. NCBI's taxonomy places the organism in Eukaryota, Metazoa, Arthropoda, Insecta, Hemiptera, Cicadellidae.
UAAAGCCUAUUAAUAUAAACCCUCAUUCUGGAUUGGUAAAGCAUUUUUAGUUGAAGGUCGCGAACUAUGUUCAUUCAAGGAUUUCAUAUACAGUACUUUGUUUUUACCAUGCACUCACCCAAAGUGAUGGAGUUACAUAAUACAUAAUACCUACAUUUUUAGAUGAAGAGAAUAAAAGGAAGAAGUGUAGGACUAUCCAGAGUAAAUAAAUCAUUUCCAGUUUACUCAAAUGAUUACUGUGAAAACAAUAAUGUUCGAACGUAUCAAAGUGACAAAAUUGUUAUUAAAAAAUCUCCAUUUGUAAUGACAAAAUCGGAAAGCAAUCCUAGUUCUGAAUUUAACAGCUUAUGUUCUCACGAGAAGUUGAAGAUUGAAUUCCACAUGAGUAGCGGGGAAUUCAAAUCUGCAUCUAUUAGUGGGAAAUCUGUGUUAGAAGAAAACAAAUUGUGUAAGAAUGAUAAUUGUUUAAUAGAUCAAGAAACAAUGAUGGAAGACGAUCUUUUAAAACUUGAUGAUUCACUCUUGGAGAAGAUUGAUUUGUCUUUUAGUGAUGCUACAUUAGAUAAAACCGCCAAGAAGCAAUGCUUCGGUCUUAACAGUGAAGUAAGUAUAAAAGGCAUACAGCCAUUAUCUGAAAUUGAAAACAAGAUCUUUGAAAAGACAAAUCAAAAGAUUUAUAAAGAAUCACCCGAUAUUUUCUGCAAUACAGAAAAUAAUGAAGAAGAUAAACCGUGGGACAUGUCAAUCACAGUUGAAGAUAAAGACGGACCUUUUCCUGAACAACCACAAAGUGCUUCCAAAAAACUCCUUAUGUCUCCUGGACUAAGUGAUCUUAUACUGGAUACUUGGGUUCCUUCAAGAGAAUAUUCUUCACAACGUGAGGGUAAAAGGUUGUCAUUUGAAGGGAUGAUUAAAAAUGCUCUUUCCAACAAUGCUCAUAAAACGGCUUCACCCAAACCAUUAUUGACCUCAUGUAGCAACUGUAGUAGUUCUUCAUUCUUUGGCCUUCCAGAACAUGUAAAGAGCCUGAUUAAACGCUACAAAGGGAUUCAGGAUUUGUAUAAAUGGCAAGAGGAAUGUCUGAACCUCCCGGCAAUAAAGAAGCGGAAAAACUUGGUUUACGCCUUACCUACUAGUGGAGGAAAGACACUGGUUGCUGAAAUAUUGAUCUUAAAAGAAAUCAUGUGCAGAGAAAAAAAUGUCCUAUUCGUGCUGCCUUAUGUUUCCUUAGCACAAGAGAAGGUGAGAGCUCUUUCCCCAUUUGCACUAGAGUUAGGAUUCAUAGUGGAGGAGUACGCUGGCAGUAAAGGAGGUUACCCGCCACAAAAACGACGUAGAAAACGCAGCGUUUACGUGGCUACGAUUGAGAAGGCGCUGGGUCUUGUCCACAGUCUGAUAGAGUGUGAACGCAUCGAGGAGCUCGGACUUAUUGUUGUGGACGAGCUUCAUUUAGUGGGUGAACCCAAACGAGGAGCUCAUUUGGAAUCAAUGCUCACCAAAAUGAUGUACAGAAAAGGAAGUGUUCAAAUAAUAGGAAUGAGUGCCACCAUCGGAAAUUUACGAGACAUCGCCACGUUUUUACACGCUGAUGUUUUCACUCAGGACUUCCGACCUGUAGAAUUAACUGAAUUUGUAAAGGUCGAAGAAGAACUUUUCAAAGUUGACUACUCAAUAGAGGAAGAAGUUCCACUUGUGUUUCAAUCAAAGAUUUCUUUUGAGUACUCGCAAGAACAGAAACAAAAGGAUCCAGACCAAGUGGGUGCGCUCGUGCUAGAAGUUAUUCCUGAACAUUCAUGUCUUGUCUUUUGUCCUUCCAAGAAGAACUGUGAGAAUGUGGCCUCUCUGAUAUGUAAUGUACUUGGGAAAAACAUAAUAGAACACAAGAUAGAGGAGAAGAAGGCUUUAUUUAGAGCGUUGGUGUCCGAAGGGAAUGGUACCGUGUGUCCGAUACUGAGAAAAACUUUACCUUACGGCAUUGCUUAUCACCAUUCAGGUUUGACAACAGCUGAGAGAAAUCUUCUCGAAGAGGCUUUCUUGGCAAAAACAAUUUGUUGUAUAUGUUGUACAUCGACUUUAGCAGCUGGAGUGAACCUACCAGCCAGAAGGGUGAUUCUAAGGUCACCCUAUGUAGGCGCUCAACUCCUCACUCUCAGCAAGUACAAGCAGAUGGUCGGCAGAGCUGGAAGGACAGGCAUGGGAGACAUCGGUGAGUCAUUUCUUCUCUGCAAGCCACAAGAUGCUCAGAAGGUGGGUGAGCUACUCAGUUCAUCAAUGGACUUGUGUAACAGCCAGUUGGAAGGCACGGGUCUGGCUUGUCUCAUCAUCAGUGCGGUGGACCUGGGACUUGCCGCAACCACCUCUGCGUUGCACUCGCUCUGUCACUGUACUCUACUGGCUGUCCAGGCCACACGACUCUCUGUGGACCUAGCGUCUCUCAUUGGAGAAACUGUGGAUACUCUGGUGAACAGCGGAGCGAUGGUGGUCGACGGUGACCUGCUGAAGCUCAGCAAAAUUGGAAAAGCAGCGGUGAAAGCCAACCUGGAUAUGGACACGGCCCACAAGUUGUACAGAGAUCUGAAGGUUGCUCAGGACGGACUAGUACUUCUGUCCCACUUGCAUCUGCUUUACCUGGUGAUCCCGUACCCCAUGUUGGAACUGAUCCCCUUCCAGCAGCGGGCAUUCUGUGACUCGUAUAUGGCGCUUGGGUCAAAAGACAUGCAAACUGCCAAAGUUUUGGGAAUCAAAGAAAGUUGUAUAGCACAAAUGAUGCAAGGGAGAUUGGUCAAGAACAGUUUGAGUGAAGUCCUGCAUAGAUUCUACCUUAGCUUGAUCUUGUUUGACCUUUGGAACCAGAGCAGUAUUUGGAAAGUUUCAAACAAAUACUCUUUACCUAGAGGAUUAGUGCACAACUUUUUGGUUUCGUCUUCGGCAUUCUCUUCAAGUGUCGUUAGAUUUUGUGAGGUGUUGGAAGACAUGUGGUGUUUCAAACUUCUGUUGUCAGAUAUGUCGUCCAGACUCACUCAUUGUUGUACAGUGGAGUUGCUCCCACUCAUGGAGCUGCCAGCUGUCAAAAUAGGGCGAGCCAAACAACUGUUUAACGCUGGUUUUAAAAGCAUCAGUAUCCUUGCGAAAACAGAGCCAAAGGUUUUGGUGCAGACUAUAGACCACAUGCCGAGGAAAGUGGCUCAUCAGAUCGUGGCUGCUGCUAAGUUGAUGCUGCUGGCAAAAGCUGAGAGUUUGCAAGAAGAGGCUGAAGAUGUUUUGGAUGGAUUGCAGAACUGUUAACUGAACAUUAUCAUAGACAAAAAGAAUUAAUUAAAUAUAGACUGUCAGCUGUGCUGUGGUUACCAUAGGUUAUGGCGCACACUGUUGUGAG